This is a messenger RNA of Nasonia vitripennis (jewel wasp), 2053 nucleotides long. Its product is annotated as nuclear RNA export factor 2. Gene Ontology annotation, molecular function: protein binding; RNA binding. NCBI's taxonomy places the organism in Eukaryota, Metazoa, Arthropoda, Insecta, Hymenoptera, Pteromalidae. The transcript is spliced from 2 exons. Gene Ontology annotation, cellular component: nucleus. Gene Ontology annotation, biological process: poly(A)+ mRNA export from nucleus. Bases 236 to 1891 code for a protein of 551 amino acids. The record is from RefSeq and is a predicted model, not a curated record.
ACAGUAGGUCUAGCUAUAUAUGUUUACGCCGUUUUCGCGUCUUCCUGUUUUGUUGACAUUUCUUUGAAUUGAAGUAUCAAAGUAGUAAAAAAAGUUUCUGUCAAAUACAACCUUCUGUUUUUGAAUACUUUAAGUAUGCAAUAAUUAUUUUAAAUCCGCAGAAAUGCGUUCAUACGUUUAAUUAAUGUAAUAAUAUUAUAUUUCAUCCUAACCUAUAUUCAAAAUAAGGGUCAUCAUGGCUGAAAAUACCGGCAGUAGUAAUACUAUUAAUAGCACAACUACUACAAAAACAACUAAAAAUUUUCUCAACCCUGUAAGAUUGUCAUACAAGGAUCCUUCUGUGGACAAGUCCGUUGAGAAUGCUGCAAACGUAAUAAAUGCCUGGCACAAAUUCAUUUUAUACAAUGUUGCAAAAGAAGACAAAAAUUUAAUACUGGAUGCGAUCAUUGAAAUUUGUGCUCCUGGCUUAUUUAUCCCUGUUAAAUAUCAAAUGGAGACUGAUACUAAAGCUACUUUUUUAAGCAUGUGCCGAUCGAAUGUUAUAUCUCGAUUUGUUAAUCAAAAAAUGCAACUGAAGCUUAAAAAUGGCAAAAUUGUAUAUUAUGAUAUAGUACUAUCUUACCUAACUUUCAAAGAAUUUAAUCUGAAUGUGCUGCAAAUAAUAAGUAAUGUUAUUAAAGCUCGUUUUAGUAAGGAAUCAAUUAGAAAAACUUUGAACCUUCAAAAUUUUUCAACUGAUAAACUCCUUGGUUCAGUGUAUUGUCCUCUGCACAUACCAGUAGUUUUUGAUAAUAUUUUGCGUUUAUCAAAAACGGUUAUUGCACCAAUCAAUAAUCGAGAUGCCAAGCUUCCAAUAAGAGAUUUAAUUUUAAGAAACAAUAAUUUAGAAUCUCUUGUAUUCACUGAAAAAGUUUUCAGUUUUGUAUUUUCCAAGAUUGAUCUACGCAAUAACAAGCUAUAUGAUGUUACUCUACUUAAACCAUUUUCAGAGUAUAAAAUUACAGAAUUAUGGCUAGAUGGAAAUCCUCUUUGCAGUAAUUAUUCAUCUGCCAAAGAUUACGUAACCGCAGUUAAAUGUUAUUUUCCACAUCUACAAUUGCUAGAUGGAGAGAUCAUUGGUAUUGAAGACAAACAAGUACCGAUAUACCAUAAACAUUUUGUUCAAGAUAAAAUAAAGAUCAAUUUAGUGAAACAGUUUUUAGAACAUUUUUUCACAUGCUAUGAUCAAGAAGAUCGGUUAGUGUUCAAUGGAUUAUACGAUGCUGGAGCUUUAUUUUCAAUGACGAUAGGACCAAUCACAGACAAUUCUCAAAAACAAAUUAUCAAAUCUUUUGCAACCAACAGAAAUUUAUUGAAGUUUGUUGACUAUGCAAAAUGUACUGAAUUUUUACUGUACGGACCAGAAAAAAUUAUCACUGCCUUGAGACGUGAACCAGCAACUCUUCAUAAAAUGAAAUUUUUAGACAUAGAUCUACUUUACAGCACAAGUAAUAGUUUUGCUGUUUUUGUACAAGGUCCCUUUGUGUACAGAAAAACCAAUGUGCCGCCAAUGUGGUUCACCAGAACUCUAAUCGUUGUAGCCAAAGAAGACAAUGAAUUUUGUAUUAUCAAUGAUCAAUAUCACAUAGAUAAUUGUCCACCUAGUUUAAACAAUGUAGAUCUAAGUGAAUUAAAAAUUGUGACUCAACACUCGGUUCCUCAGUUUAAUCCGAUAUCGUUUAGUGGAGCAGAAAAGUACCAGCUACUUAGACUUUUGCAAGAGUUGACUACUAUGAAUGACAAGUAUUCUGAGAAGUAUUUGAUAGAAGCCAGCUGGGAUAUUCGUCAAGCAAUUAAAACUUUCAUGCAACAAUACCUAAGUAAUAGAGUACCUACUGAAGCAUUUAAAUAAUGACAAAUUUUAGACACAAGUGGAUUGAAGGUUUGACAAAUAUUGUAUGUACAUAUGUAAAUCUGACUAUAUUCUAUUAAACUUGUAAGUUUCCAUGUAUGAAUAAUUAGCGAAUUUUUUUAUAUUUUUUAAGUAAAAAAAAUAAAAAAAUACAAAACUUAA